AUGCCCUCAAAAGAGAAAAAAACUGCAGGAACUGAGGAAACUGAAGAGGUGGAUUGCAACGUGGAGGAAAAGGAGCCAAAACCGAAAGGGAAGAUCAAGUCUGACGCCAACGGAGACACCAAGCCAGACGGAGCGAAGAAGAGUAAGAAACACAAGAGCCCAGAGGAGUCUGAGGAGGAACCAGAGAAAGAGAGGAAGAAAAAAGGGGAACGCCACGAUAAGGUGAAAGAGAAAAAAGAAAAUAAGAAAAAGAAAGCAGAAGAUGAUGCAGAGAAGGGGGAGGGGGAUGAAGUGAUUGAAAAUGAGGAAGAGGGAGAUGACGAGCAGAACAACAAUGACACCAUCAAAACCAAACCCAAGAAGAAGAAAUCCGAAGAAGAGGACAUGACUGAGGGAGAAGUUAAGGAGGAAAAGAAGAAGAAAAAGAAAAAGAAGUUGUCUUCCGAGGGAGACCAACAGGGAGAGGAGGAGAUGGGGUCCAAAGGCAGGAAGUCCAAAGAUGGAGGGAAGAAGAAGAAGAAAGCUCAGGAUGAGGAGCCCCUCUUGGAAGAUCAGGAGGGAGAAGAAGAAGACUCCAAGAAGAAAAAGAAGAAGAAGCCGAAGAAGGGAUCAGCCGACAGCGAUGAGGACAAGAAAGACAAGAAAGGGAAGAAAGGGAAGAAGCCCAAGGCCAAGCAGGUGGAUUACGCUGAGAUCUACUACAAUGAGCUGAUGACCUACCAAACGGACUCCUCUGAUGGCUAUGAGGAAGAGUACCACAAAAAGAAAGUGUAUAUGAGGUGGGAUGUCACAGGUGAUGUGAGAGGGGCAGGCACAGACGCCAAUGUGUUUGUCACUCUUUUUGGAGACUUUGGCAUCACUCCCAAAGUGCACCUGGCCAGCAAAAGCCGAACGGCAUUUGAGAAAAAUAAGACGGACGUGUUCCGGAUUAAAACACACAAUGUUGGGCCCUUGAAGAAGCUGAGGAUUGAACAUGACAACACAGGUGGCUUGAACGCCAGCUGGUUCCUGGACCGGGUCGUGGUGACCGACAUGAACCGUCCACACCUGCGGUUCUACUUCGCCUGCAACAACUGGCUGAGCCGUGAGGAGGGGGAUGGCCUGUAUGUCAGAGACCUGCUGGGCAGCCUCAACCCCAUGGAUGUCCCCAAACUACCAGCCGGCCCCAACAGCCCCGUUGUCAUGUCCGAUAGUGACCCUGCUGAGUGGGCUGAGCAGCGCAGCAAUCUCCACGUUGAAGAUAUCGAUGAGCCCCCGCUCGAAUGCUCCACCCUCCAGGAACACCUUGCCACUGUUCUUCAGGCCCUUGGUGCCGUGCAUGAUGAUGUGGAUCUUAGAAUGAGACGGAACCUUUUCGCAGUACCAGCCGGCCCCAACAGCCCCGUUGUCAUGUCCGAUAGUGACCCUGCUGAGUGGCUGAGCAGCGCAGCAAUCUCCACGUUGAAGAUAUCGAUGAGCCCCCGCUCGAAUGCUCCACCCUCCAGGAACACCUUGCCACUGUUCUUCAGGCCCUUGGUGCCGUGCAUGAUGAUGUGGAUCUUAAGUUGGUGCCACCACCCUCACGUUGCCCGUCAUCACCUGGACAUUGUACACCACCGCUUUGGCGAUCCAGUGACAGUGUACUGCCCAUUCACAGGGAUUGAGCAGACGUUUCCCUGUUGCAAGUGGCUGGAUGAGGACGAGGGUGACGGACUGAUUGAGAGGGAGCUGUACGAGAUGGUGUCCCUCAGGCAGAAGAAACUUAAGAAGUACCCGUGGUCACUGUGGAUCUGGACGUCGGACGUGAAGGGGGCAGGGACGGACGCCCAGGUCUUCCUACAGAUCUACGGUGAUAAGGGCAAGUCAGAUGAGAUGAGACUGGAGAGCAACUCAGACAGCUUUGAGCAGGCUCAGCUGGAUAAGUUCAUGAUUGAAAUGCCAGACAUUGGAAAACUGACGAAGGCCCGUAUCUGGCACGAAAAGAGACAUCCUUUCGCAGGCUGGCAUUUCGCUAGGGCCACGGUGAUGAAGACUCUGACAAGGGAGAAGUACUCGUUUAACUGUGGCCGCUGGCUGGACAUCAACGAGGACGAUAAUGAGAUCGUCCGAGAGCUGCCAGCCACCGGAGCUCUCAUCCCAGAGCCGUUACUACUCCUGAAGUAUCGCAUCACCAUCUGUACUGGGAGAGUGAGUGGAGGUGGAACUGAUGCCAGCGUAUUCCUUAAUGUGAUCGGGGACCUGGGAGACACAGGGGAUCGACUCAUGUUCCUCAGCAAAAACAAUGUCAACAAGUUUGAAAAGGGCAACGCCGAUGAGUUUCUGACCGAGGCGGUGUCGUUGGGGCAGGUGCGCAGGGUGCGUAUCGGCCAUGAUGGGAGGGGUGGAGGCUGCGGUUGGUUCCUGGAUAAGGUGUUGGUCAGGGAGGAGGGCCAACCAGAGUCUGCGGCCAUAGAGUUCCCCUGUAACAGGUGGUUGGACCGGAAUGAGGACGAUGGACAGAUCGUUCGUGAGUUAGUGCCAGCAGGAGAUGGUCUGCGUCUCCACAAUGUCAACUACCAUAUCUCGGUGAAGACAGGCAACAUCAAUGGGGCCAGCUCGGACUCCAAGGUGUUUGUUAAGUUGUACGGAGAGAAGGGCGACACCACGAGGAUACUCCUGGUGGUCUCGGACAACGACCUGAGUAACUACUAUGAGACGGGCCAAACUGAUAUCUUCACCGUCGAGACCUAUGACAUCGGACAAAUCCACCGUCUGCUGAUAGGCCACACUAACGAGGGUCUGCGUGCUGGUUGGUUCCUGGACAGUGUCCAGAUCAUUGUUCCGGUCCAUGGGAAGCAGUACCAGUUCCCCAGCCAUCGCUGGCUCUGUAAGGAUGAGGCUGAUGGCAAGGUGGAGGUGGAGAUCUAUCCCAGCGAGACCCUGGACAUCGAGAAACUGAUUAACUACGAGGUCACAGUGGUCACGGGGAACAUGCGCAAUGGUGGCACCAACGCCAAUGUGUUCUGCCAGAUCUACGGAGAGGAGGGCAAGACCGAGCUCAUCAGCCUCAAGAGCCGCUCCAACAACUUUGAGCGCGGGACCACAGAGAUCUAUAAGAUCGAGGCGCUGAACGUGGGCAAAUUAUUCAAAAUCCGCAUCGGGCACGAUGGUUCGGGCGUGAGCGACGGGUGGUUCCUUGAGACGGUGGACAUCAAGCGGCUCACUAUGGCCAUGGUACAGAGGGAAGUGGUGAAGGAGAAACCGAAGGAUGACAAGAAGGACAAGAAGAAGAAUAAAAAGAAGAAGAAAGAGGAGGACGAGGAGGAGGAGUACGUGACGGAGCUCCAGGAGGUGGUAGAGAGCGUGACGUUCCCCUGUCAUCGCUGGCUGGCCCGCGACGAGGAGGACGGGGAGAUCGUGGUGGAGCUCCUACCCGAGGACCCCGGAGACCUGGAGGAGAACUCCUAUGAGGUCCAUGUGUUUACUGGCCCCAUGUGGGGAGCCGGAACCGAUGCCAACGUGUACAUCAACAUCUACGGAGAGAUCGGUGACACGGGCGAGCGGAAACUAAGAAAGUCCAACAACCUCAACAAAUUUGAGAAGGGGCAGGAGGACGUGUUCUCCAUGCAGGCCAUCGAUCUGGGCAUUCUGAAGAAGCUGAGGAUUCGUCACGACAACAGCCAACCUCAUGCUGCCUGGUUCCUGGACAGGGUGGAGAUAGUAGACAACAAAGACGACACCACGUACUACUUCCCAUGUAAACGGUGGCUGGCCAUCGAUGAGGAUGACGGACAGAUUGCCAGGGAGCUGGUCCCUGUGGACGAGGCCUUUAUGAAGAAGGGUGAGGAUGAUGAUGAUGAUGAUGAUGAUGACGAGGAAAACUCCAGUGCAACACUCGGCCUGGAGCAGAAGGCCAUGUCCACCACCUUCACAAUGAGGGUAAAGACUGGAGACAAGAAGUACGCGGGCACUGAUGCCAACGUGUUCGCCAUCCUGUAUGGCAUGAAGGAUGAUACAGGCAUCAUAAUGCUGAAAGCAUCCAAGUUACAUAAGAAUAAGUUUGAGCAGGCCAUGAUUGAUGAGUUUACAGUGGAAGCUGUGGAUAUUGGAACACUGAAGAAAAUACGCAUAGGGCAUGACAACUCAGGGGCAGCAUCAGGCUGGUUCCUGGACUGGGUAGAGGUGGAUGCCCCCUCCCUGGGCCAGAGGCUGAGGUUCCCCUGUGGUCGCUGGCUGGAUAAGGGAGAGGACGACGGGGCCAUUGUCAGGGACCUCUUCCCUGCAGACCUCCAGACUGAGCUCUACACACCAUUUGUGCCCUAUGAGAUCAAGACGUUCACCAGUGACCUGUUUGCAGCGGGUACAGAUGCAGAUGUGUUCAUCGUGCUCUACGGCCGAGACGGGGUGUGCACCCAGCAGAGGUCUCUCUGUGUCAACAAGAGGGAGAGGACCAUGUACUUUGAGAGGGGAGCUGAGGACAUGUUCAUCGUUGAGUUGGAGGACGUGGGUGAUGUCAUAGAGAAGAUCCGUAUUGGUCAUGACAACAGAGGGCUAAACGGAGGCUGGCACCUGGACAGAGUGGAGAUCAGACGACUGCUGAGGAAGGGGAAGGGGUCGGAGACUAUUAUCUUCCCAUGUGAGCGCUGGCUGGCCAAGUCAGAGGAUGACGGAGAGACAGUGAGAGAAUUAGUACCUUCUGACAUCAUAACGGAGAAACUACUACGAGAUGGUACCCUGAAAGUCAGCGAGGUUGAGGUGGAAGAUGCACUGGAGACUCACACUUACAAAGUGUCUGUGAUGACGGGCGAUGUUUACGACGCAGGCACCGAUGCCAACGUCUUCCUGACCAUCUACGGAGACCUGGGAGACACUGGCGAGCGCAAACUCAGCAAGUCUGAGACCAACGGCAACAAGUUUGAGAGAGGAGCGGUGGAUAAGUUCACCAUUGAGGCGGUGGACCUGGGUCAGGUGUUUAGAAUGAAGAUUCGCCAUGACAACAGCAUGAUGAGUGCUGAUUGGUACCUGGACCAGGUGGAGGUGGUUGACGAGGAUACGGAGGAGGUCUUCCUGUUCCUGUGUGAGCGCUGGCUGUCCAGGAAGAGAGAGGACAGACGCAUCGAAAGGAUGUUCUAUGUCAAGGGUUACGAGGGGGAGAGGGAGUCUAUCCAGGGCAGUAAGAAGAGCUCAGCCCUGAUCAUGAAGAGUGUGGACAGCAACAUGAACAAGAAGAAGAAGAAGGGGGAGGACAUCCAAAAGGAGAGCACCAUCAUCCCAUACCACUUCACCAUCUCCACGGGGGCAGAAAACGAUGCCAGUACCUGCAGCAGGGUCUAUGUGAUCAUCAUGGGGCCAAACCACACCCAAACACAGAGGCUGUGGCUGGACCUGCCUGGGGGGAAGAAGUGCUUUGAGUCUGGGUCUCUGGAGUCCUUCGAGGCUCAUGGAGCUGACGUUGGUGAGAUUAAAAAAGUGGAGAUCAUCUAUGAGGUGACGGUGGUGACGGGAGAUGUUCAGAACGCUGGGACAGACACCCAGAUCUACGUGUCUGUGUUUGGGACCAACGGCACCACAGAGGAGAUCCUACUGCAGAAGAACGAGGACAGGUUUGAGCGAGGUCAGGAGGACACGUUCAGCCUGGAGGUCGAUGAUAUUGCUCCCCUGAGGAAGAUGAGGGUCCGUAUUGACGGCUCUGGUAGCCGACCUGACUGGUUCCUGGCUAAGAUCAUCAUGCGUAACCUGACCACAGAGGAGGUGUCAGUGUUCACCUAUGAGGAGUGGCUGUCUAAGACCAAAGGACCCAAGAGGACCAUGAUCUGUGAGAUGGCUGCUGUGGUAGACGAGGAGGAGAUGGUGGAGAUCACCACCUACAUUAUCCAGGUCAAGACCAGCGACAUUGGAGGGGCAGGCACUGACGCCAACGUGUGGAUCAUUGUGUUUGGAGAGUGCGGUGACACUGGGACCCUGGCGCUGAAAGAGUGCCAGAAAUCCAACAAGUUUGAGCGCAAGCAGACAGAUGUGUUCCGUUUCCCUGACGUGCUCAGCCUCGGGGAGCUCUCUAAGGUUCGGGUGUGGCACGACAACUCAGGGCCUGCUCCAGGAUGGCACAUAGAAUACAUUGAUGUGAAGGAUGAGGCCUUGGACAGGACAUUUCGCUUCCCCUGCGACCGCUGGUUGGCCCAGAACGAGGACGAUGGUCAGAUCAUGAGGGAGUUGUCCUGCGCCAACAAUGACAUUUUAGACCUCAACGAGAAGACCAAAUAUGAAAUUAUUACCACCACGGCGGACACAGAUGACGCAGAGACCAAAGAGAACGUCUGGAUCGCACUGGAGGGGAAGAAGGGGCGUUCAAAAGAAUUUAUGAUGGAGAACUCAUCAAAGAAAAAGAGGUUCUUGCGGGGAAACAAGGACAAGUUUGAGUUCUCCUCCAAACAGCUUGGUGACAUCGCUGGCAUCUGCCUGGGCCACACCCCCAAGGAUGGGAAGAAGGUGAAAGGUGAGGCGUUCUGGCACGUGGAGGAGGUCGUUGUCAUAGAGAAAGUGCUGGGCAACAGGUUCAUAUUCAUCUGCAACGCCCUGAUCCCCCUCUCCUCGAAGAGGGACGAGUUUGUGACCAUCGAGUGCACCAAGGCCAUCGAGAGCUUCGCCAGCAAAGCACGCAGCCUGGUGCCUGUCAAGUACGAGAUCAUCCUCAUCACGGGCGACGAGAAGGGGGCAGGCACCGAUGCCAAUGUCUUCAUCACCAUCUACGGCUCCAACGGAGACUCGGGCCGCCGGUCGCUACGUCAGAAGUUCCGCAACCUGUUUGAGCGUGGCCAGACGGACCGCUUCCUGCUAGAGAUGUUGGACAUGGGUGAGCUGCUGAGGGUGUGUGUGGAGCACGACAACACCCGCCUUAGCCCCGGCUGGCUGCUGGACCGCGUGGAGGUCACCAACACGGCCAACGGUGUCACCACCAUCUUCCUGUGUGGAAAGUGGCUGAACACCAAGAAGGCGGACGGACAGAUCUUCAGGGUCCUCUACCCAAAGUACUAAAGACCUCAUAUUGAGACUUCUCUACUAUAUGAAAACGUAUGUUAAGCCUCAGGACUCAAUUGCACAGCAAAGGAUAGAGGCCUCGCCGUGUGUUGGACUCUACCCAAGCAACUCCGUAAUGGAGAGAUACAAACUCUUUGAAUGGAGUUUGGAUGUGGGCAACGGUUUAUUUUUUUAUUGCCUCUAUAUGGUCAUGAUCUCAGGAAAGGAAAAUGUUUAUAUUUUUCUUACUACAUUUCUAGAAUAUCUUAUAGUUUAGCUUUAUUGCAUUACUACCGAAGGCAAGUGGCCUGGCGUUUAUGGCUUAAACAGAAUAGGGUCAUAAGGCCAGGUAACAUGAUUGUGCCACCAUUUUAAAAGUACCUAUUAUCAGGAAUGGCAUGUUGCUCAGCUGCUUGGUUGUAAAUUAGGUUUUAUAAGAGAGUAUACUAUUUUGUACUG
Messenger RNA from Salvelinus sp. IW2-2015, 7431 nucleotides. Lineage: Eukaryota; Metazoa; Chordata; Actinopteri; Salmoniformes; Salmonidae. The record is from RefSeq and is a predicted model, not a curated record.